Molecule: messenger RNA, 2423 nt
Organism: Poecile atricapillus (Black-capped chickadee)
Lineage: Eukaryota; Metazoa; Chordata; Aves; Passeriformes; Paridae
Gene: SYT7
Product: synaptotagmin 7
Exons: 13
Coding region: 67-2121 (684 amino acids)
Biological process (GO): cellular response to calcium ion; regulation of calcium ion-dependent exocytosis; calcium-ion regulated exocytosis
Cellular component (GO): synaptic vesicle; axon; synapse
Molecular function (GO): SNARE binding; phosphatidylserine binding; calcium ion binding
Source: RefSeq, a predicted model, not a curated record
GCGGCCCCGCUGCACCGGGCAGCCGCCGCCCCGCCGCCCCGCCGCGCCCCGCUGCCGCCCGCCACCAUGUACCUGCACCCGGAGGCUGCCAGCGCAGGGACCCCCUCCCGCGACGUCCUCCUGGUCUCAGCCAUCAUCACCGUCAGCCUUAGCGUCACCAUCGUCCUCUGCGGGAUCUGCCAGUGGUGCCAGCGGAAAAUGGGAAAGCGUUACAAGACUUCCCUGGAGACUGUGGGAACUCCUGAUUCCAGCCGAGGCCGUAGCGAAAAGAAAACCAUCAACGAUCUAGACAGAGACUUUUGGAAUAACAAUGACAACACAGUGCAGCAGAAAUGGAGCUCCUACCCUCCCAAGGAGUUUAUCCUAAACAUUUCUCCUUACGCUCCGUACGGUGAUCCGCGCCUUUCCCUCAAUGGCUCUCUGUUAUCAGGGGCCAAGCUGACGGCGUCGGCCGCCGCCGGGCUGUCCGGGGACCGCGACGGCCGGCCCGGGGACAAGCAGCGGCUCGGCGAGGAUGGCAUGAGGAGCAGCGUGUCCGCCCACAGCGAGCCCGGAGCGGGAAAGGCGGCACGGGGCCGCUGGCACACGGUGCAGAGCCACUUGGCCGCAGGGAAGCUCAGCCUGUCCAAUUUCGAGGACUCCACCCUGUCCACAGCCACUACCCUUGAGUAUAUCCCCACCUCAGCAGGCGAUCCCAAAUUCCAGAGGCCCCGCACGCUCGUGCGCCAGCAAAGUCUGCAGCAGCCCCUGAGCCAGCACCAGCGCGCCAACCACAGCCAGCCCACCACCAGCCAGAGCCUGGGCCACCUCCAGGCCCACAGCGGCUCCUCCGCCGCCGCCGCCAGCUCCCGGGGCUCCCGCGGCGGCCCGGCGCGCCAGGGCACCGCCGCCGGCUCCAAGCAACGGAUGGCCGGGGGCAGGAGCCGCUCCAACCCCGGCAGCUGGGACCACGUGGUGGGGCAAAUCCGCAACCGCGGCUUGGACAUGAAGUCCUUCCUGGAAGGCCGGAUGGUGGUGUUAUCCCUGGUUUUGGGACUCUCAGAGCAAGAUGACUUUGCCAAUAUUCCCGACCUGCAACCCGCUGGGACGCAGCCGAACCAGGCGAACGCUCAGGGGGACAAGAGGUUGCCGGCCGGUGGGAAGGCUGGGAACACAGCACCAGCGCCGGGGCAGCCGCCGCACGAUGAGUCCGACCGCAAGACGGAGCCACACUCCUCCGUCUCCGACCUGGUCAACUCCCUGACCAGCGAGAUGCUCAUGCUCUCCCCAGGCUCCGAGGAUGACGAGGGCCAUGAAGGCGUCAGCCGGGAGAACCUGGGCCGCAUCCAGUUCAGCGUCGGCUACAACUUCCAGGAGUCCACCCUGACUGUGAAGAUCAUGAAGGCGCAGGAGCUGCCAGCCAAGGACUUCAGCGGCACCAGCGACCCCUUCGUCAAGAUCUACCUGCUCCCCGACAAGAAGCACAAACUGGAGACCAAGGUCAAGAGGAAGAACCUCAACCCGCACUGGAAUGAGACCUUCCUCUUCGAAGGGUUCCCCUACGAGAAGGUGGUGCAGCGGGUGCUGUACCUCCAGGUCCUGGACUACGACCGCUUCAGCCGCAAUGAUCCCAUCGGAGAGGUGUCCAUCCCGCUCAACAAGGUGGACCUGACCCAGAUGCAGACCUUCUGGAAGGACCUGAAGCCCUGCAGUGAUGGCAGUGGAAGCCGUGGGGAGCUGCUGCUGUCGCUGUGCUACAAUCCCUCAGCCAAUUCCAUCGUGGUGAACAUCAUCAAGGCACGGAACCUCAAAGCCAUGGACAUCGGGGGCACCUCAGAUCCCUACGUGAAGGUGUGGCUGAUGUACAAGGACAAGCGGGUGGAGAAGAAGAAGACGGUGGUGAUGAAGCGGUGCCUGAACCCCGUCUUCAACGAGUCCUUCGCCUUCGACAUCCCCACGGAGCGGCUGCGUGAGACCACCAUCGUCAUCACCGUCAUGGACAAGGACAGGCUGAGCCGCAAUGACGUCAUCGGCAAGAUUUACCUGUCCUGGAAGAGCGGUCCCGGCGAGGUGAAGCACUGGAAGGACAUGAUCGCCCGCCCGCGGCAGGCAGUGGCACAGUGGCACCAACUGAAGGCCUGAGCGCCCCCGGUCCGCGGGCUCGGGGUCCCCCUUCCCAGCUCCCAGCCCCUUCCCGCGGCGCUCCCGGCCGGGGACCGGCGGGACAGCGGCCUGGCUCACGGGGACCCUGCGGGAGGACGGGGACGGGGACGGAGCCCCCCCGACCCCCCGCGUUCGCCUCUCCUGGGGUGUGGGGGGUGCGGAGCCGCCCCCUACCUCGGCCGAGGAGGUGCCAGAAGCGAUGUCCCCCCAUCCCUAUUCCCACCACCGGGCAGGACUUCUGCGAGUGCUUCCAGCCCCGCUCCCGGAGCCCCUCGGCCCCU